AGUCAGUCAGUUCAAUUGGUCGAAUACACCACCAAACAGCAAGACAGUGUGUACAGCAAAAAUGUGGUUUUAUUUUGUGUUGAUUAUCGCAUCGCUAGCCAUUUAUUGGCUGCGUAGUCGCUAUUCCUAUUGGCAGAAGCGUGGUGUGCCCAACCUGCCGGCAUAUUUUCCCUUCGGUAACCUCCAAGGAAUCCUCGGACAGCAUAUGAGUGCGCUGACGAAACAAUCAUACGAGAAGCUUAAAAGUCCCGGCCGAAAGCUGGCGGGGAUAUAUUUCUUCACUAAUCCGGUUGCCAUGGUGUUGGAUCUUGAAUUUGUAAAGGACGUUUUGAUUAAGGAUUUUCAGUACUUUCACGAUCGUGGACUAUAUUUCAACGAAAAGGAUGAUCCCUUGAUGGCGCAUUUGCUGACGCUGGAGGGUAACAAGUGGAAGAUUUUGCGCAAUAAACUUGCUCCGACGUUCACUUCUGGAAAGAUGAAAAUGAUGUUUCCCGUGAUUACCGCGGUUGCCGAGCGAUUCCAGCAAUCACUGGGAGCUGUGGUUGCCACCGGACAGGAUAUCGAAAUAAAAGAUUUUUUGGCCCGAUUUACGACGGACGUCAUCGGAACUUGUGCAUUCGGAUUGGAGUGUAAUAGCUUGGCAGAUCCCAAAGCGAAAUUUCGUGAAAUGGGUCGAAGCAUAUUUCGGCAAAGUCCGGUUCUUUUGAUGAAAAUGUUGUUUGGGCUGAUGUUUAGGGAUUUAGCUAGAAAGAUGCACAUGCGCGUCAUCAGAAAGGAUGUCGGUGAUUUCUUCAUGAACGCAGUAAGAGAAACUGUUGAUCAUAGGGAGAAGAAUAAUGUGGUGAGAAAUGAUUUUAUGGAUCUGUUAAUCAAGCUUAAAAAUGCGGAACCUAUCGAGGAAGGAAAUACUAAUCAGCUGAAUCAGUUAACGUUUAAUGAAAUAGCGGCACAAGCAUUCAUGUUCUUUGUCGCGGGCUUCGAAACUUCGUCCACAGCAAUGACUUUUUGUUUAUACGAGUUGGCGCGAAAUCAAGAACUUCAGGAUAAGGCGAGAAAGAGUGUACUGGAUGCAGUUAAGGUUCAUGGAUCCAUGACCUAUGAAGCUAUUUACGAUAUGAAAUAUGUCGAAAAUUGUAUCAAUGAAUCCCUUCGCAAGUAUCCCCCGAUCGCAAAUAAUCUUCGAAGCGUCACCAACAACUACAAGGUACCCGAAACCGACAUAGUGCUAGAGAAAGGAUGUCGUGUAAUAAUACCCAUUUACGCGAUCCAUCAUGAUCCUGAGUAUUAUCCGGACCCGGAAAAGUACGAUCCGGAUCGGUUUGAUCCGGAUCAAGUCGCUCAACGGCACCAAAUGGCAUUCAUUCCGUUCGGCGAUGGACCUCGUAUCUGCAUCGGGAUGCGGUUUGGAAUGAUGCAAGCCCUGGUAGGCAUGGCAUGCUUGUUGCAGAAUUUCCGAUUCGAAUUGGCUGCCCGCACAACCGUACCACUGGUGAUUGAUCCGUCUAAUUUUAUUAUGGGUCCAAAAGAAGGGGUGUGGUUGCAUUUUGAGAAGAUUUAGUUCGUUGAAAAACGUGGUAGGUAAUGAAAUGAAGAACGUAACAUCGGCUGUCAAGUUUCCGGUUAAAUCGAAGCUUGGAAAAGAAUUGUUCGAAAGUUAUUUUGAUAUUAAUAUCAUUGAUGACAGACCUUUUUAGGCCAAGCAUUUUUUUUAA
This is a messenger RNA of Topomyia yanbarensis, 1712 nucleotides long. RefSeq names its product probable cytochrome P450 6a14. The record is from RefSeq and is a predicted model, not a curated record. Gene Ontology annotation, molecular function: heme binding; oxidoreductase activity, acting on paired donors, with incorporation or reduction of molecular oxygen; iron ion binding. The transcript has 2 exons. NCBI's taxonomy places the organism in Eukaryota, Metazoa, Arthropoda, Insecta, Diptera, Culicidae. The coding region runs from base 62 to 1558 and encodes 498 amino acids.